AUUAUGCAAUUGUUGUCUAAGCGUGGGCUGAUAACAUUGGGCUUUAAAAGAUAUUUAUGACUGGAGUAUUUGCUUAAUACUCAAAACUUUUGAGUAUUUGCAAAACGGAUUUCAUGUUUAUAGAGUUUGUUAUCAAUGUGAAGAAGUUGACGCUAUUAUCUGAUGACAAGGAAUUUACAAAGCGUUUUAAAUUAUCACAACUGUUUAAAGCUCAAAAAGGAUUAAAGGACAUGUAGUGUUUAAAACUCCGUGGACAUACACAACUGGACUGUGUUACAUGUAUUGUGGACAAGGUGUGAGCUAAAACUGAAUUAACACAUCAUGCCGAGAGGGGAGGGGACCCAGCCCCUGGCGGAGUGGUCGCCCGGGGCCCGAACCUCAUACAAACAGAUGAUGACUUUCGACGAUAUGGACAAACUAUCACUGCCCUCAGAUGAUGGUGCAAGCAGUGUGUCUCCAGACCCCAGCGGCCAGGGUGGUUUCGGGAGGAAAAUAAAGGGUCGUAACCUGUUUUUCACAGAUGGGGAGAAGCGAGUGGACUAUGUGCUGGUGUGGGAGGUACCGGAAAAAGAGGACGAGAAAUCAGCGAGGGCCCAGAGUGCGCGGGAAAACUUUGAAAAAAACCUUGUGGAGGAGGGCCUCCAAUUGGAGUAUGACAAUGAGAGUGAAGAGAAUGUAAAAUUUGUGAAGGUACACGCUCCCUAUGAGGUUCUCACAAGGUACGCCGAGAUCCUCAAAAUAAAGAUGAAGAUGAAGAAGACAAUCAUCGCGGAAGACAUUCGACAGAAGUACUCGAAGUGGGAGGAGUCAGUUGAAAUGAAUCCUGUGAAGGCUGUGAGCACGACCUUGUGGAACUCCGUCUUGAAGGUGAAAGACGUUUGUCUCUCCCCGUUCAAACUGGACGAAACCCUGCUGCCCGAGAUUACGAAGGAACCAUCACUCGUGUACUCCCGAGACAAGGAGUACUUGUUUGACAUUCCGGAGCGACGUGAACUGUUCUUCAACAAUUCUGAAAGAUCGAGAAUUGUUGACUUCAUCCUGAGAAGGAAAGCUUUCGGAGAGGAUAAAAAUGAGGCAUUUACAUUUGGCAUCAAGAAGAUGUUAUCAGACGAAUAUUACACUGCUGCCUACCCACUACACGAGGGUCACUGGAAAGCUGGGUCAGCUAUGAACACCCGUAAACUGUUGUAUGAGAACUGGGCCCAUUGGAAAAAGGGCUUCAAGAUGCAGCCCCUUGAAUACAUCAGGAACUACUACGGUUCCCAGAUAGCCAUGUACUUCGCCUGGCUUGGUUUCUACACCCAGUUCCUCAUUCCGCCAUCAAUUCUCGGCCUCGCCAUCUUCCUGUACGGCAUCAUCUACAUGGACGACAGCUACCCAAGCAAGGAGAUUUGUGAUCCCUCCCUAAACAUGACAAUGUGCCCGCUGUGUGACUACAAGUGUGGCUACUGGAAGCUGAAUGCCUCAUGCGGAGACUCCACGUACUCCCGCAUGUUUGAUAACAACGCCACAGUGUUCUUUGCCAUAUUUAUGGCCCUAUGGGGUACACUGUUCCUGGAGUUCUGGAAGAGGAAGCAGUCUGUUAUCCAGUACAACUGGGACCUUGUUGAGUUUGUCAAGGAAGAGGAGCCGCCGCGGCCUGAGUACCUGGCCAGGUUAGCCAACUACCCGCGUAUGAAGGUGAACCCAAUAACCGGCAUGAAGGAGCCCCACCUGCCCUUCUUCAGGAGACGGUUACCCAUCUUCAUGCUCUCAUAUGGGUUCAUGCUUUUCACUAUGGCGAUUGCUAUAGGAGGUGUAGUGGGAGUGAUAGCGUACCGUGUGUCAACGCUGGCUGCCCUACAGCUGCUUGAGUCUAAAGAGCAAACUAAUGGGACGCUCGCAGAGACUCAGCACCUUAUAACGGAGAAUGCCAGCAUCAUCACCACCAUCACAGCAGCGUGUAUUAACCUGAUUCUCAUUAUCAUUCUGAACAUGAUCUACUCACGUGUGGCGGUUUGGCUGACAGACUUUGAGUGCCUGCGGACCCAGAGUCUUUACGAUAACAGCAUCAACAUCAAGCUGUUCUCACUCCAGUUUGUCAACUACUACUCUUCCAUCAUCUACAUCGCUUUCUUCAAGGGCAGACUUGUUGGCAGACCAGGGAUGUACAACAUGGCGUUUGGUGCCCGACAGGAAGAGUGCGGCGCAGGAGGAUGCCUGAUUGAGCUGUGUCUACAGCUGGCUAUUAUCAUGGCUGGAAAACAGAUCAUUCAGAAUAAUCUCCUUGAAAUUGUUCUGCCAAAGACCAUCAAGUUCCUGAAGCGUAUGUACCGUAAGAAGAUUAUGAAGGAGACAGAUGAAAAGAAGGCACGUAUGUCCGCCUGGGAGAAAGAUUACCAGCUGGCCGAACACACCUCGCUCUAUCACGAAUACCUGGAAAUGGUGCUACAGUUUGGUUUCCUCACCAUAUUUGUGGCUGCAUUCCCCCUGGGUCCCCUUUGUUGCUUGUUAAACAACAUCAUUGAAAUUCGAGCAGAUGCUCUCAAGUUCUCCACCGAUCUGCGCAGGCCUCUCGCUGAGAGGGCUUCAGAUAUAGGUAUCUGGUACGAGAUUCUGUACUCGAUAUCCCGGCUAGCCAUAGUCUCCAAUGCAUUUAUCAUAGCGUUGACGUCGGACUUCAUCCCACGGUUGGUGUAUGUGUAUGGGUACAGCGAGGACAAGUCCAUGAUCGGCUACACCAGGUGGUCACUGUCACAGUUCAACACGUCACACUUUGAACCGGACAAAUAUGUGUCGGGCGCUGACAUGUGCUGGUACAAGGAUUUCCGCUACCCUCCAGGUCAUGUUGACGACGCAGGGCAACUGAACCAGUACGAGUAUUCCGAUAAACACUGGCACGUCCUUGCAGCUAGAUUCGCUUUUGUCAUCCUCUUUGAAAAUUUAGUGGUUGUGCUGACAAGCCUUGUGGCAUACGCGAUCCCUGACGUCCCAGCGAAGGUGAAGAAGCAGAUUCGACGAGAGGCGUACGUCUCCAGUGAGAUUGUCAUAAAGACCGAAUUGGAUAAGGCGAGGGGCAAAAGCGUUGACGACAUUGUGCUGGGAAGCCUCGCUGCUAGGUUCAAGAAGGGUUUGAGCAGUGGUAACGGGUCGGAGUUACGUAAACGCACCAAUGAAAAGACAGGAGAGGUUCAAACUGUGGAUGAAACUGGGGUUUCGGUGUCGAACAUUUGAUGAAAGGAGUAGCAGAGGAUAUAAUUACGUACAGUCAUUAUGAAAUUUGAUAAAAGGAGUAGCGGAGGAGAUAUUUGUUAGGUCAUUAUGAAUUUGUUAUAGUCGAUUUUACCCAUACCUUGUGUGAUACGGCUCAAUUCGUCAGGGUUGUGUGAUAACCUAAAGUUUUGUGGUAUCGCGAAAUUUAUGACAGUAAGUUGAGUAAGGUUUAAGGUAUUUUAAGUGUUGUCUAAAUCAGUUUGUACCCAAUAUUCCAUGUUAUAAAUAAGUCAGUAUAUAUAUAUCGUAUUGGCAAUAUUAUGAACAAUUAAUUUGUGUAAUAAUACUUUAGAUUAAGUUCUUGUACCGAUUUAUUUACAAUGUACAUGUCAUGUGGAUAUUAUAAGGCUGCAUUUAGUCUGUCCUGUUAUGUCUAUAAAGGUAUGUCAUCCAUUAUAAGGAUGCAGAGAUGUGUCAUUGCAUUUAUGAUAAGCCAUCCAUCAUUAGGAUGCAAAUAUAUAUUUUAUUAGAUAUUAACAUCGAGAUUAUUUCUUUGUUUAAUUUAUGUUGAUUAACCAUUAUAUAAUUUUUGCAUGAAUUACAUUUUUGAAUGACAUCAUAAUGACGCAACAAUUAUGAUACGAUAUAUUCAAGGGAGGUAACAAAGCACAAUUUUGCUAUGAUUAUAAAGCAAUUUUAUUUUGCUUAAUUUGUUUCUUAAAUAACAUAAAACCUUAGGAUAUCAAUAAAAGCUUUUGGUGAAAAUUUGUAAAAUAUUCAAACUUAACAUUUUGCAACUUUACCAGUAGCAGUUUUUUUGUAUUAAGGAUGGAUGGCUUACCUUAAUCCACUGUUGGGUGUUGUAACUGGAAGUGGGAUCAAUUGAUUCAGAUAGUGUGAAUUUCAAUUGUUAUGUGACUUUAUAAUUUCAUGAAGUUUGUGAUUAGAAUAGGUAGUGCCUUCGUAAUUUAUAUGUUUCUGUCAACUUUUUCAAACUUCUGUUUUCAUGAUAUUAUCAUAACUACAUGUAUGGCACUAGGUAGAUUUCUUGGGUUGGAAACUGAGUUUUACCUUUGAUAUUUACAGUUUUUAACACUGUUAAAGGGACUAGACACCAGAUGAUACAAUUGCAAGAAAAAUGGAAAAUUGUCAACAUUUACAUAAAAUUGACAUCAUUGUGUACAACGCAUUGAAUCUUAAUUACAGAUGUACGACAUCGCUUAUACCACAUGGAUCUUUGCAGUUUUUGUGCAGUUUUCCUUUUCGAAAUUUACCUGGAUAAAUGUCUACCACGUAAAUUCCAUUAAGUUUAAAAAUAGCAUGGGCAUAUUUAUUUGUACUCAUAAACAGAUAUAAUGGGAAACCAUUUUGCGCUAUUUUUAAGAAAGAAAAACACAGAUGAGACAGUGACAUGAUUGAUGCAUUUAUUAUUUUAAUCAUGUAAAAUGAUGUAUUAUCAGCCUUCUUCUUGCUCGAAUUGACAAUUCUAGGCUUGUAAUGAGGAAAUAAUGUUUUUGCGGAAUUUUGGACAAUCUUGUGUCUAGUCUCUUUAAAACCUUUUGACCAAAUGUAUUUUUUGUUGUAUUUUGCUAGGUUGACUCAAUGGCCUGUAUAUGGUAUUUAGAUACUCUGAUUUCAUUUUUCAAAGUGUCUAUAUAUAACUCUCUUGUAUUUAAUACUUGUAUCAUGUGCAAUAUUAUUUUAACCAUAUCGUUUUAUAAUUAUUUGAUUUUAGAUGUUAAAAGGAGGAGGGGAAUAUAAUGCAGAUAUAGUAAUGUUUGUUUGUUUCCUACUGUGUAUGACCUCACUGAUCAAAUAAGCAAUGCUCCAAUUUCUGUUAGCAAUCUUAAGCAAAAUGGUUAAAGCUGGAUACGGGUGCUCUUUUUGUUGCUUUGACCUUUGUAAAAAUAAAUCAUUUUUGAAGACAUUGUUGAAGGUUAGUGUGAAAUACAUGCACAUUAUAGAUUCCUUUUUUUCAGUUUUGAAUUGGUAUAAAGUUGUAUUUUUUAUAAAAAAAACAGCUUCAUAUUCUUGUGCAAUUUAUGCUGAUUUUUUUAUUUUGUUUGUAAUUUAUACUUUAAUUCACAUCUUGUUUUCAGCAUUUCAGCAAUUGUGUAUGAUUUGUCUUCCCCAUUUGCUAACACUGCACGAUAGAAACUUGGAAAUUAAAACCAGUGUCUUUUUGUAAUUUGUAUAGUCUUCUACAGUUUCAUACUUUUAGUGUACGUUCUUGUUAUCAACCAAUGAACAACACAAUAUUGUCUACAGGCGCGUAGCUAGGGCCAAUUUGAAAUUAGGCAGAUGUCUUGGAGGUAGAUGUUUGAGGGGGUAUUCCAAAUUUGGGGUUUUUGGUAGGACAAAAUCUUUAACCUGUCAAAAUUUCAUUUCCCAUCUGAGAUUUAGCGUACAGUCAGCUAUGCACCUGAUCUAAGACAAACAAUUUCACUUAAAUUUUGCCAAAAUGACAUUCUUGCACUGGCUAUCUUUCUUGUAUUAUGUAUUAUGGUAUUCAAUUUAGUAUACCAGUACCAUAAUGUAGAUUUUAACAGAUGUGUAUUUUAAAUACCAUUUAAUUGAUAGUAGACUAUAUUUGUAAUGUAUGCAUGUUAAAUCAUUGACAUUUUUCUGUAAACAGUGAAUAACCUUUGUCCAUGCAUAAAACCACUUUUUCCCUUCGUAGUAUUUUGGGAAAUGUGUUUAAGUGUAGUUCUUCAAUUAAGAUACUGUUUUAUGAGCCCUGAGCCCCCAUGUCCGUACAGAAUGGAGCCCUGGGCCCCCAUGUCCUUACAGAAUGGAGCCCUGGGCCCUAUUUCAAUACAUAAUCUUUAGUUGUAUCUUCAAAUACUCUAAAUUUGUAGGGACGCCACAUGGUGCAACAAGUUUUUUUGUUUUUUUCGAUUUCCUCAUUUUUUAAAAAACUUUAAUUGAUUAAGUUUCACAUGAACUAGCAGUAUAAAAUAUAUGAUGCUAAGAUAAUUUCAAGAUACAACUCGAAUUUCAUUAAAAUGACUGCCUUUAAUUAAGCAUGCAUUGGCCAUUGGUCUUCUGCCAAGCAUUUGUCUUUCCAUAGCAAGCCUUCUUUGCCAUUUUUACAUGUGUAUGAAUCUCGUAUUUACCACAAUGGAUUUAUUACCUAUAUUUUAUACAAUAUAAUAGAAUUAUAAAAACAUUGCAAACUAG
Messenger RNA from Mya arenaria, 6372 nucleotides. Its product is annotated as anoctamin-1-like. The transcript is spliced from 24 exons. The record is from RefSeq and is a predicted model, not a curated record. The coding region runs from base 322 to 3213 and encodes 963 amino acids. Gene Ontology annotation, cellular component: plasma membrane. Gene Ontology annotation, molecular function: protein dimerization activity; chloride channel activity. Gene Ontology annotation, biological process: chloride transmembrane transport. Lineage: Eukaryota; Metazoa; Mollusca; Bivalvia; Myida; Myidae.